AUGGGUUCUAUUGGUGUUAGUGGUGAAACACUGUGUCUUUCACAAUUGAUGGUACCCCUGACUAUCUCCAGCACAUGUCACGUUUGUUCAGCAUCAUGUGCUUAUGGCUUCCAGAGGAGGAAAGUGAAGUGUCCUCGAAGCCGACAAUGUGAUCUUAGUAAACGACCAUCAGAAACUCAGAGAUGUCAUGAAAAGCCUUGUCCUUCAAAGUGGGUGACCGGAGCUUGGUCAAAGUGUACCAAAACUUGCGGGACAGGAGAUCAAAUACGUCUUGUUCAAUGCGUGGAUAUUUCUACACGGCAACCAACCAAUCGAUGCAAAAAAGCUGAAAAACCAAUUAUUCGCAAGAAAUGUCAGACACAACAUUGUCCAAGGAUAAAAAAAACUGAAUAUAACUGGUCUAUCUAUCUAUCUAUCUAUCUAUCUAUCUAUCUAUCUAUCUAUUGUUUUCUCUUUUCAAUCAAUAAAUCUAUCUAUCUAUCUAUCUAUCUAUCUAUCUAUCUAUCUAUCUAUUAG
Acanthosepion pharaonis is the source of this 516-nucleotide messenger RNA. The record is from the annotation of a GenBank genome assembly. Lineage: Eukaryota; Metazoa; Mollusca; Cephalopoda; Sepiida; Sepiidae.